Prorocentrum cordatum is the source of this 459-nucleotide messenger RNA. Lineage: Eukaryota; Dinophyceae; Prorocentrales; Prorocentraceae. The record is from the annotation of a GenBank genome assembly.
AUGGCGGAAUUCAAGGAGGCGUUCUCGUUGUUCGAUCAGGAUGGCGCCCUCGCCGAGCACGCGUACCAGAUCGUCGAGGGGUCUCAGCAGAAGGUGCUCACCGAUUUGAUGUUUAUUCCCGCAGUUUCUUCCCGCCACGGGCAAGAGGAUCUUUGGUUGGAGUCGGCGUGUCGCUAUCAAUUGUUCGUGUGUUCCCUCAUCGGCUCCAUCAUCGAUGGGUUCACCGCCGCGUUCGCGGGGAACGCGCUCAUGCACUCCUGCAUGCCAUCCAUGGCAACGGGCCCAUAUACUUUCGCAUCGCUUCUGGUAGUGACUCUGAUUUGGGUGACGACGCUCGGGAUCUCCCAGAUCGUCUUCAAUGGCAAGAUGUUGUUUCUCAUGAGACUGGCUGGGCCCUUUCCAGUGGCCUGCGCCAGCUUUCUCGUCAGGAGGCCCGCAAGCUGCAACUCUGUAGGGUGA